Molecule: messenger RNA, 1269 nt
Organism: Lotus japonicus
Lineage: Eukaryota; Viridiplantae; Streptophyta; Magnoliopsida; Fabales; Fabaceae
Product: gibberellin 2-beta-dioxygenase 8-like
Exons: 4
Coding region: 136-1125 (329 amino acids)
Source: RefSeq, a predicted model, not a curated record
CCCUUUCUAUCACUGUACUUUUCUUUUCCCCAUCUUCUCCUUAGAUAUCCGAAAGCUAUGAAGUUCAUUGGUUGACACCAGAAUCAUCGAUCAUUUCAAAUAGAAGCACAGAACCUCUUAGACUUAGUCUCUGUAAUGGAUUAUGAACCUCCAUUCAUGGAGACCUACAAGACCCUUGUGCAAAAACACAUUGGGGACUCAAAAAAUGAUUCCGUCUCUGUGGUGGAGACAUGUGAGCUACCUUUGAUUGAUCUCAGCCGGUUAGCACUUGAACAUCCAGAGAGAGAUGAGUGCAUGAGAGAAAUCAGUGAAGCUGCUAGUCAUUGGGGUUUCUUUCAAGGGGUUAAUCAUGGGAUUUCACAAGAGCUUCUAGAGAGCAUGCAAUAUGAGCAAAGGAAAGUGUUCUAUCAGCCUUUUGUGAACAAGUGUUCAGAAUCUGUCUUUGGUUUAUCAGCCAAAACUUACAGGUGGGGGAACCCAUCCGCUACCAAUCUGAGGCAACUUUCGUGGUCAGAAGCCUUUCAUUUUCCUCUGACAGAUAUAUCCAGAAUGGACCAACAUAUGAGUCUAAGAUCAAGCCUUGAAGCUUUUGCAACAAGAAUGGCCCCACUUGCGGAAAGCUUGGCUGAAAUUCUAGCCUGCAAAGUGAAUGUGAAAUCCAGCUAUUUUCCACAGAAUUGCUUGCCAAAAAGCUCUUACAUUCGACUGAACAGAUAUCCUCCAUGCCCAAUAUCUUCAAACGUGUACGGUUUAUUGCCUCACAAUGACACUAGUUUCCUUACCAUUGUUUAUCAGGAUCAUGUUGGGGGAUUGCAAUUGCUAAAAGAUGGAAAAUGGAUUGGUGUCAAGCCUAAUCCACGAGCUCUAGUUGUUAACGUUGGCGACUUAUUUCAGGCAUUGAGCAAUGAUGUUUAUAAAAGUAUAAAACACCGUGUGGUUGCUGCUGAAAGGGUAGAGAGGUUUUCUAUAGCAUUUUUCUAUUGCCCCUCUGAGCAGGCAGUAAUACAAAGCCACAUCAAACCAACUAUGUACAGGAAAUUUACUUUAAGGGAGUAUAGAGAGCAGAACCAAAUAGAUGUCAAGCAAACCGGUGAUAAAGUUGGGCUCUCUAGAUUUGUUCUAUAGAUAUAUAUAAAUAUAAGAACAUUUUAGGUUUGAGUAAUUGACAGAUUUAAGUUCUGUAAAACGGGUUAAAUGGAGAAUAUGAAAGCUGCCCCCGAAUGCCCACAUAGUUACUUGAUCCAUUAUAAAUUUAUGAAUUAUCAUGUA